AUGGAUCGCCGCAUCCUUAGGUCCUCGCCGUGCAACGGCAGCGGUAAGAACCCGCCCCCUUCCUCUCCGACGGCGGUCUCACGGUCUGCGUCCUCCGGCGGCAUCGGCUCCAAGGACAACGACGCUGCCGGCGAGCGCAAGGCGCUGCUGCCGCAGCAGCCGUCUGGGGGCAUGGCGCGGAAGGGCCGCAAGGGGCCCAAACGCCGUGUGCAGUGGAAAGAUAGGCAUGGCAGCAAGCUCACCGAUGUCAGGGAGUUCCAGCCUAGGUAG
This is a messenger RNA of Miscanthus lutarioriparius, 270 nucleotides long. NCBI's taxonomy places the organism in Eukaryota, Viridiplantae, Streptophyta, Magnoliopsida, Poales, Poaceae. The record is from the annotation of a GenBank genome assembly.